Messenger RNA from Cylas formicarius (sweet potato weevil), 651 nucleotides. RefSeq names its product dynein light chain Tctex-type protein 2B-like. Lineage: Eukaryota; Metazoa; Arthropoda; Insecta; Coleoptera; Brentidae. Gene Ontology annotation, molecular function: dynein intermediate chain binding. The transcript has 4 exons. The coding region runs from base 117 to 593 and encodes 158 amino acids. The record is from RefSeq and is a predicted model, not a curated record. Gene Ontology annotation, biological process: microtubule-based movement. Gene Ontology annotation, cellular component: cytoplasmic dynein complex; cytoplasm.
CCAACGCCAAUAUCCACGUAACCUGCGUGGUUCAUAUUUGUUACCAUGGAAAAAUUGAUUGAUUUUGGUUAGUUAACAAAAAUGAAUGAACCAAGGUAACCUAAAAAAGUUAGAAAAUGGAAAAUGUUGAAAAACGGAAUAACAUAAACCCCGAAAACGCUACAACUCCAUCAUUAGGUACAAAAAUCGAGGAACUACCGGAUGCCGCCCAACAACAAAGUUAUGAAUCUGUCGGUCCCUUGAACACCUAUCAAAUUAAGCCUAAUUUACAAGAAAAGUUCAAAGAAUUGCCAGUAAAGGAAAUAAUUAAAGAAGUACAAGCUGCUGUUCUGGGAGGUAAGCAAUAUGAUCCGGAACAAGUGAAAAAAUGGACCAUCAGGAUAGCUAACGAUGUCAAUCAAAAAGUGAAAGAAUUGGAAAUGAAGCGUUACAAACACAUAGCACAGGUUAUUAUUGGUGAAAAAAAAGGGCAAGGUAUAAAGGCUGGGGUGAGGUGCCUUUGGGAUGCUGACGUUGACGGAACUACAAGUGAAAUUUUUAUGAAUGACACAAUUUUCUGUGUAACGACUGUUUUUGCUAUUUAUUUGUAUUAAUCCUGGUAUCAAUUAACAUGUUUAAUGCUUUGUUAUAAUAAAAUACACUUUAAGAGUA